Molecule: messenger RNA, 398 nt
Organism: Brassica napus (rape)
Lineage: Eukaryota; Viridiplantae; Streptophyta; Magnoliopsida; Brassicales; Brassicaceae
Product: defensin-like protein 159
Exons: 2
Coding region: 82-315 (77 amino acids)
Source: RefSeq, a predicted model, not a curated record
CCAGUAUAUAUAUAUAGACAUAUAAUCAUUAUUACACCACAAUCAUUGAAAAGAAAAAAAUAUUAAACAAAAAUAUUGAUCAUGGCGAAAUUAUCAUGUUCUUACUUUCUUGUACUCAUGAUUGUAUUUUCAAUGUGUUUAAUGGUUGAAAGAGCUGAGGGAAAACUAUGUGAAAUAACCAUUGACAAAGAACGGUAUUGUCCACUAUCCUCUUGUGUUGAAGACUGCUACGCGCUUUAUAAUGGUGUUGCACAUUGUUUGGACGAUCCUAACGUUCCCGGACCUUCUAACUGUCGUUGUACAUAUAAUUGUUAAAGGAAUGACAUUUUGAGAAGAUGUGAUAAUUAUAUUAAAUAAAUGUAAAGUUUCUUUAAUAAAAAUAAACAUUAUGAAGAAAA